AUUACGAAUUUCGGGUUUUGCUUAUUUGUGCUAAUCUGUUUGGUUCUUGGGAAAAAAAUGGGAGUGACAUUAUCUUCUAUUGCCAUUUUGUGCAUUAUUAGUUCUCGCUGCAACUUGUUUUUUAUAUCUUUUCUUUCUUCGAUAAUGAACUACUUAAUUAUGAUAAUUGCAUUUGUUUCCAUAUUCAUUACUUUAGUUUUAACUGCUUUUGUAGGUUUGAUUUGUUUUUGGAAAUUUUACCUGGAAAUUCAUGUGUUUGAUUUUGGAUAUUUAAUAGGUGGAGUUUUGGUUAGCAGAUUUGAAGUUGAUUCAUUUGACAUAAGCAUGGCUUCUGACAUUUCUCCAUCUGCUUCUGAUGAUGUGAAUGUAACAGUUGAGCCAACUAAAAGAAGUUGUCCUGGUAAGAAUAAAGGGAAAGUUCCCAAAAGAAUACACAAGGCUGAGCGAGAGAAACUGAAGCGUGAGCAAUUGAAUGACCUCUUUCUUGACCUAGCCGAUGCUCUUGAUUUGACUCAGCCAAAUAAUGGGAAGGCUUCUAUAUUGUGCGAAGCUGCUAGACUGUUGAAGGACUUGUUUGGACAGAUUGAGUGCCUCAAGAAGGAGAAUGAAUCUUUGUUAUCUGAAUCUCGCUAUGUAACCGUGGAAAAGAAUGAGCUGAGGGAAGAAAACCUGGCCCUGGAAACUCAGAUCGAGUCUCUGCAAGGUGAGCUGGAAGCAAAGGCAGUCCAAUCAAAACCUGACCUGAAUAUGCCUCCUCCUGAACUCCAUCAUCCUGAAUUGGCCCCACAUUUUACUGGGGAGUCUCUCGGCUUGCCUGUGGCAGAUGGUAUACCGCAGCAAGCGCCAGCUGUCUUUGUUGUUCCACUCCAUCCUAGUCUUCAAGCUUAUCCAAGGACUACCACAAAUGUGAGUAAACCACAUGCUAGAUACGCAACACCUGCAGAUUCAUGGCCAUCCCAACUUCUUGAGGAGCAGUUAACAAUCAGAAAGGAAGUUCAAUGACGAUAACUGUAACAGUUUGGAUUGAGGCUUCCCUAGUGUGUAAACAUUCUCAUGUCUAGUAAUUUAUAAUAGCCUUGUUCUUUAUUGAUUGGAAAUUACCAUUUUCUUAUAGAGUUUGUAUAUUUCAGAGUGGAUGUACUGGUAACACAGUUUAAAAUGGCUGGUAGAUUCUGAAAUUUGGCCGCGGGUCAUCCUAGGUGGUGGUGGGUGAUCAAUUUGAAAAGCUUUAGUUAGUUGGUAGGAUGUUGAUAGGUGAAACUUGGGCAAAAUUUUGGGACAAAUGUAGGAAGGAAAGUUGCUUUGAAUUGUAUGGUGAAAUGGUAGAAAAUGAAUAAUCCUGCACUUCAUGUUCA
Molecule: messenger RNA, 1355 nt
Organism: Ricinus communis (castor bean)
Lineage: Eukaryota; Viridiplantae; Streptophyta; Magnoliopsida; Malpighiales; Euphorbiaceae
Product: transcription factor bHLH47
Exons: 4
Coding region: 58-1002 (314 amino acids)
Molecular function (GO): protein dimerization activity
Source: RefSeq, a predicted model, not a curated record